Molecule: messenger RNA, 13729 nt
Organism: Lethenteron reissneri (Far Eastern brook lamprey)
Lineage: Eukaryota; Metazoa; Chordata; Hyperoartia; Petromyzontiformes; Petromyzontidae
Product: protein PF3D7_1417600-like
Cellular component (GO): extracellular matrix
Molecular function (GO): protein binding
Source: RefSeq, a predicted model, not a curated record
AUGGCGACCUGGAACCGCGGCCGCACGGGGUCUCGCCUCGUCCGGGCGAUGUGGCUGCUGCUGCUGAUGCUGCUGCUGCUCCCGGCGGUGCGGGGCCUGGGGAAUCCAGCGUGCACGCGCGCCGCUCUCGACCUGAACCUGGUGCUGGAGGCGAACCGCGAGACGGGCACCGUGACCCUGGAGGCCAUGAAGACGUUCGCGGGAGCCGCGCUCGAGUCGCUCGCCCCCGCGGGGAACUCGUCCCGCGUGGGGCUGUGGCGCUUCGACCGCGACGCGCAGCCGCUGCUGCGCCUGGGAGACGCCGCCUCCGCCGCCAGCGCGGGCUACGUGCUGGGCCUGCUGGAGGUGGCGCGGGGCGGCCGCAACACGGGCGGCGCCCUCGACUUCAUCCUGCACGCCGGGUUUCCUCCCGGGCCGGACGACGGGGUCCAUCGCACCAAGGUGCUGAUGCUGAUGACGACCGGACUCGCGGACGACAGCGUGAGAGGAAUCUCCGAGCUGGCGAGCCAAGCCCAGGUGCUCAUCGUCACCGUGGGCAUCGGGCCCCUUGUGGACGAGGAGGAGCUGCAGGCCCUUGCCUCGCUCCCCACGUUCGCGCACCUCUACCCGCUCCAGAUCAGCGCGCAAGACGCCCACGUGGUCAUGGGCGGCAUCUGCAGCGGCACGGGCGUGAUGGGCAACUUCCUCUUGAGCCACCAGACGAGCGACAUCAACUUCGGUGGCGCAGACAACGGCACAGAGAAGACCCAGACACCGGCGCCGCCGCCGCCCGUGCACCUUGACGGCACGUGCAGCGCGUGGGGCCUGGGCCACGUGCGCACCUUCGACGGCUUCGCGCUGCGCGCGGCGGGCGCGUGCCCCUACGUGGCGGCGCGCGAGUGCGGGGACGGCGCCUCCAGCUUCAGCGUGGAGGUGCGGCGCAGCGCGGGGCGGAUCAGCUCCGUGAGCGCGCAGCUCGACGGCCUCGCGCUCUCCGUCUCCCGCGACGGGAACGUGACCGCGCGCGGGGAGAGGGUCCGCCUGCCGUUCAGCGACACCGGCGUGCAGGUGACGCGCGUGGGCGCCUACACGACCGUGCGCAUGCGCAACGUGGUGGAGCUUCGUCUCAGCGUGGACCAGUCCCUCACGAUUUCCGUGGACAAGAAGUUCAAGGGGCGCAUGUGUGGCCUGUGCGGGGACUACAACCAGGACCCCGUGAACUCCGAGUUCAAGGACGACAUGCGCACGGUCGCCGACUUCGUGAAGGCGCAGAAGCUCGCGGACGGCAGUGCGGUUUGCACCGAGGAGACGGCGCCUCCGGGACCCCCCGCGCUCAACUGCUCCAGACACGUGAGGAGCCGCGCUCAGCUGGCGCACCUUGAGCACGUGGACACCUGCCGCGCGUUCACGCAGCUCCCCGCCUUCUCCGGGUGCGAGGACGUCGGGGUGGACGUGCACGCGCUCGUGGUCGCGUGCACGCGGGACGUGUGCGCGUGCGUGGAGACGUGGGGGCUGCCCCCCGCGGAGUGCGCCUGCGACUCCCUGGCGGAGCUCUCGCGGCAGUGCGCGCUUGCGGGGGGGCGCCCGGGGGCGUGGAGAAACUCCCAGCUGUGCCCCGCCUCGUGUCCCGACGCGAUGCAGCACUCGGAGUGCGGCACCAGCUGCCUGGACACGUGCUCCAACCCCACGGCCAGCGCCCUGUGCGAGGAUGCCUGCCUCGACGGCUGCUUCUGCCCCCCUGGCACGGUGAUGGAUGACGUGGACGAGGCGCAGGGCGGGCGCUGCGUGCCGGUGGAGCAGUGCUCCUGCGUGUUCGACGGCAGGCAGUUCCCCCCCGGCGGGGUGCUGAGGACCCCCUGCAGUAAAUGCGAGUGCGUAGGGGGCCAGUGGAACUGCUCGAGUCUGCCGUGCCCGGGGAUGUGCAAGCUGGAGGGCGGCUCCCACUUCACCACCUUCGACCACCGCACCUACACCUUCCACGGGAACUGCCUCUACACCCUCUCGCAGCCGCCCCCCCUCUGGGCGGCGAGGGGCUGCGGCGCGCAGCGCUCGCGGAUCUCCUCUCGUGCCGGGGUUUGCCGCGUGGCUGCCACCGUCGCGGCCUUCGUCAAGUUUCUCACGCUCGCGCCCCAAUGCGGCCGCGUCCCCGAUUGGCUGGCGCGUGGAGCCACUGACCCGGCGGCCCAGGUUCUGUUCCCUGCCAUGGCCAACGACUGCGCAGGAAGCGAGUUCACGAUCCUCGCCGAGCUGCGGCCGUGCACCUCCACAAGCCGCGCCACGUGCCUCACCUCCGUGUCGCUGCUGCUGGCGCACGGCGGCGAGGUCAUGAAGUUUGAGUCGAAUGGCCGUGUGUUCAUGAACUCCAUGAUCCUCAACCUGCCCUUCAGCAACAAUGCCGGCCUGCAGGUGUUCCGCCAGUCGUCCAUGUUCGUGCAGGUGGCCACCCGCUCCGGCCUGCACCUCCAAGUGCAGCUGCAGCCCCAGAUGCAGCUCUACGUGAGCGUGUCCGUCGCCUACAAGAACCGCACCUGUGGACUCUGCGGGAACUACAACGACGUGCUGGCGGACGAGCUGAAGACGUCGUGCGGCCUCGUGGAGGCCACCUCCACCCCCUUCGCCAACUCGUGGAAGGCGCAGACGGGCUGCCCCGACACGGCCGAGGAGCUGCAGGACCCGUGCUCCAUCAACGCGCACACCGGUGGGUCCCGCGGGGCACGCGGGGCUCGGGUGAGCCCCUGCACGCAGUCGCCUGAGGGGCGCGAUGCUGACCGGCGCCAGAUGAGCGUGGCCCACGGUGGCGGCGCGAGAUCGAUGAAUGCCGACUCCCAGUACGCCGAGGAGACCUGCUCCAAGCUCUUGGACCCUCGGGGCCCCUUUGCCAAGUGCCACGGGGUGGUCAACCCCAACCAUUUCUAUAAGACAUGCCGGCACGACACGUGCGAGUGCGAGAGCCCGGAGCGCUGUGUGUGCGCCGCGCUGGGCGCGUACGCACACGAGUGCGCGGCGCGCGGACACGUGCUCAUCGGGUGGAGGGAGAAGGCGGGCGUGUGCACCGAGGCGACGCAGCAGUGCGGCGAGGGAGAGGAGUUCCAGUACGGCGCCUACGCCUGCAACGGCACGUGCACGUCGCUGUCGCAGUUCGACGCCUCGUGCCUGGUGACGGACACGCCCGUGGAGGGUUGCGCGUGCGACGGCUACCGCACGCAGGAGGGCACCUGCGUGGACGGGCCCUCGCUCUGCCCCUGCUACAUCAACGGCCAGGCCAUCGCUCCGGGCAUGACCAUCACGCGCAACGGCGCGCAGUGUGUGUGCAGACAUGGCGUGAUCCAGUGCAAGUCCGAGACAGUGGCUGGUAAACCUCAGUACACGCCCGGCUGCGUGUCGGGCUGCAUGUGCCCCGAGGGCACUGUGCUGGACAGCGCCGAUGAGUGCGUGAGCCCUGACCAGUGCCCGUGCCAGCACAACGGCCAGAGCUACAGCCCGGGCGACAGAGUGGCCGUCGACUGCAACACGUGCACGUGCGAGGGCGCUCGCUGGAGCUGCACGGACGACGACUGCAUGGGGCUGUGCUCCUUCUACGGGGACGGACACUACACCACCUACGACGGGCGGCGCUUCCUGUUCGACGGGAAGUGCGAGUACAUCCUCUCGCAGGACUUCUGUCCGUCCAACCCUGCGGGCGGAAGCUUCCGCGUCAUCACAGAGAACAUGGCGUGCGGAACCUCGGGCGUCGCCUGCUCCAAGAGCAUCAAACUCCUGCUCGGGGACGUGGAGAUCCGCUUUGCCGAUGGCGAUCACAGCAUCAGCUCCGUGACGAGUGGGGCGGGCCCCCACAUCCCGUACAGGAUGCGAAAGCUGGGGGGCACCCACAUCGUGGAGGCCGCCAACGGGCUGCUGCUGCAGUGGGACGGGGGCAACAGCGUGCGCCUCAUGGUCUCCUCCGACAGCCGGGGCCGGCUGUGCGGGCUGUGCGGAGACAUGGACGGAGACUCCGCCAACGACUUCACGGUGCGAGGCCAGGUGGUGGUGGCGAGCCCCGUGGAGUUUGGGAACUCCUGGCAGGUCUCGUCCCUCGCGUGCGCGAAGACCACCGCCAACGCCGACCCGUGCUACAUGAACCCGUACCGCAAGGCGUGGGCCGAGCGGGAGUGUUCGCGCGUGAAGGGAGACGCGUUCAAGGGCUGCCACGCCAAGGUCGACCCCCUGCCGUACUACGAGGCGUGCGUGCGUGACUCGUGCGGCUGCGACAUGGGCGGCGACUGCGCCUGCUUCUGCACGGCCAUGUCGGCCUACGCGCAGGCCUGCCGCGACGCCGGGGAGUGCAUCGCCUGGAGGUCCCCGGUCAUCUGCCCGGCAUUCUGCGACUACUACAACGAGCCGGGCCACGAGUGCGAGUGGCACUUCGAGCCGUGCAAGAAGCCGUGCAUCCAGAGCUGCCGCUACCCAGAGCAGAACUGCUCCACCCACCUCCCCUCCAUUGAGGGCUGCUUUCCCACGUGCCCCCCUGAGUUCCCUUUCCUAGAGGAGAACAGCAUGAAGUGCGUGGCGCUAGAAGACUGUGGCUGCUAUGACUCUGACGACCCGAGCAUCCACUACAACACGAGCGAGACCGUGCCGUCGUCCAAUCGCUGCGAACACUGCCUGUGCACGGCGGAGUCGCGCAUCGAGUGCACGCCCGUUCCGGAGUGCGCGUGCAUUUGGAACGGGACCGAGUACCAGUACAACGAGACCAUCUACGUGGUGGACGACGGCAUGGGCGUGUGCUACGAGGCUUACUGCGGCGAAAAUGGCAACGUCUCCUACCGCGUGGUGACACCCAACCGUGGUUACAGUGACAUCCGGACAAACUGGUCAAACCACCGCAACAACUACAGCCUCAACGAGCCCCACCACAGCAACCUCAACGAGCCCCACCACAGCUACCUCCGCAACAACAACCACAGCGACAGGCACUACAACCCCAACAGGAUCGUCCCAGCUGUCCUCAACUCAGACUCCUGUAGCAACCACCAGCUCCGGCCCUGUGUGGGAAUGGACACCACCAACCACCAUACCCAGCACAACUCCAUCAACAACUUCCAGCACAACCCCAUCAACCCAUCCACCCUCAACCACUGCACCAUCAACACCACCAACAACUUCAAUCACUUCAUCAACACCACCAACCACCACACCCAACAAAACUCCACCAACUUCAAGCACAACCCCAUCAAACACUCCACCUUCAACAACACCAACCACCAUACCCAGCACAACUUCAUCAACAACUUCCAGCACAAUACCACCAACAACUUCAAUCACUCCAUCAACACCACCAACAUCCCCAAUCAUCACACCCAGCAACACUCCAUCAAAAACUUUCAGCACAACGCCAUCAACCAUUCCAACGUCAACCACUCCACCAUCAACACCUCCAGCAACUUCAAUCACUCCACCAUCAACCACUGCACGAUCAACACCACCAACAACUUCAAGCACUUCAUCAACACCACCAACCACCACACCCAGCAAAACUCCACCAACUUCAAGCACAACCCCAUUAAACACUCCACCUUCAACACCACCAACAACCUCACUCACUCCACCAACAUCACCAACCACCAAACCCAGCACAACUUCAUCAACAACUUCCAGCACUACCCCACCAACAACUUCAAGCACUCUACCAACACCACCAAUAACCUCAAUCACUCCACCGACAACUUCAAUCACUCCACCAUCAACCACUGCACCAUCAACACCACCAACAACUUCAAGCACUUCAUCAACACCAGCAACCACCACACCCAGCAAAACUCCACCAACUUCAAGCACAAGCCCAUCAAACACUCCACUAUCAACACCACCAACAACUUCAAUCACUCCACCAUCAACCACUGCACCAUCAACACCACCAACAACUUCAAUCACUUCACCAACACCACCAACAUCCCCAAUUACCACAACUCCAUCAACCACUUCACCAUCAACCACUGCACCAUCAACACCACCAACAACUUCAAUCACUCCACCAUCAACCACUGCACCAUCAACACCACCAACAACUUCAAGCACUUCAUCAACACCACCAACCACCACACCCAGCAAAACACCACCAACUUCAAGCACAACCCCAUCAAACACUCCACUAUCAACACCACCAACAACUUCAAUCACUCCACCAUCAACCACUGCACCAUCAACACCACCAACAACUUCAAGCACUUCAUCAACACCACCAACCACCACACCAAGCAAAACUCCAUCAACUUCAAGCACAACCCCAUCAAACACUCCACCUUCAACAACACCAACCACCAUACCCAGCACAACUUCAUCAAUAACUUCCAGCACAACACCACCAACAACUUCAAUCACUCCAUCAACACCACCAACAUCCCCAAUCACCACACCCAGCAACACUCCAUCAAAAACUUUCAGCACAACGCCAUCAACCAUUCCAACGUCAACCACUCCACCAUCAACACCUCCAGCAACUUCAAUCACUCCACCAUCAACCACUGCACCAUCAACACCACCAACAACUUCAAGCACUUCAUCAACACCACCAACCACCACACCCAGCAAAACUCCACCAACUUCAAGCACAACCCCAUUAAACACUCCACCUUCAACACCACCAACAACCUCACUCACUCCACCAACAUCACCAACCACCAAACCCAGCACAACUUCAUCAACAACUUCCAGCACUACCCCACCAACAACUUCAAGCACUCUACCAACACCACCAAUAACCUCAAUCACUCCACCGACAACUUCAAUCACUCCACCAUCAACCACUGCACCAUCAACACCACCAACAACUUCAAGCACUUCAUCAACACCAGCAACCACCACACCCAGCAAAACUCCACCAACUUCAAGCACAAGCCCAUCAAACACUCCACUAUCAACACCACCAACAACUUCAAUCACUCCACCAUCAACCACUGCACCAUCAACACCACCAACAACUUCAAGCACUUCAUCAACACCACCAACCACCACACCCAGCAAAACACCACCAACUUCAAGCACAACCCCAUCAAACACUCCACUAUCAACACCACCAACAACUUCAAUCACUCCACCAUCAACCACUGCACCAUCAACACCACCAACAACUUCAAGCACUUCAUCAACACCACCAACCACCACACCAAGCAAAACUCCAUCAACUUCAAGCACAACCCCAUCAAACACUCCACCUUCAACAACACCAACCACCAUACCCAGCACAACUUCAUCAAUAACUUCCAGCACAACACCACCAACAACUUCAAUCACUCCAUCAACACCACCAACAUCCCCAAUCACCACACCCAGCAAAACUCCAUCAACAACUUUCAGCACAACGCCAUCAACCAUUCCAACGUCAACCACUCCACCAUCAACACCUCCAACAACUUCAAGCACUUCACUAUCAACCACUGCACCAUCAACACCACCAACAACUUCAAGCACUUCAUCAACACCACCAACCACCACACCCAGCAAAACACCACCAACUUCAAGCACAACCCCAUCAAACACUCCACUAUCAACACCACCAACAACUUCAAUCACUCCACCAUCAACCACUGCACCAUCAACACCACCAACAACUUCAAGCACUUCAUCAACACCACCAACCACCACACCAAGCAAAACUCCAUCAACUUCAAGCACAACCCCAUCAAACACUCCACCUUCAACAACACCAACCACCAUACCCAGCACAACUUCAUCAAUAACUUCCAGCACAACACCACCAACAACUUCAAUCACUCCAUCAACACCACCAACAUCCCCAAUCACCACACCCAGCAACACUCCAUCAAAAACUUUCAGCACAACGCCAUCAACCAUUCCAACGUCAACCACUCCACCAUCAACACCUCCAGCAACUUCAAUCACUCCACCAUCAACCACUGCACCAUCAACACCACCAACAACUUCAAGCACUUCAUCAACACCACCAACCACCACACCCAGCAAAACUCCACCAACUUCAAGCACAACCCCAUUAAACACUCCACCUUCAACACCACCAACAACCUCACUCACUCCACCAACAUCACCAACCACCAAACCCAGCACAACUUCAUCAACAACUUCCAGCACUACCCCACCAACAACUUCAAGCACUCUACCAACACCACCAAUAACCUCAAUCACUCCACCGACAACUUCAAUCACUCCACCAUCAACCACUGCACCAUCAACACCACCAACAACUUCAAGCACUUCAUCAACACCAGCAACCACCACACCCAGCAAAACUCCACCAACUUCAAGCACAAGCCCAUCAAACACUCCACUAUCAACACCACCAACAACUUCAAUCACUCCACCAUCAACCACUGCACCAUCAACACCACCAACAACUUCAAGCACUUCAUCAACACCACCAACCACCACACCCAGCAAAACACCACCAACUUCAAGCACAACCCCAUCAAACACUCCACUAUCAACACCACCAACAACUUCAAUCACUCCACCAUCAACCACUGCACCAUCAACACCACCAACAACUUCAAGCACUUCAUCAACACCACCAACCACCACACCCAGCAAAACACCACCAACUUCAAGCACAACCCCAUCAAACACUCCACUAUCAACACCACCAACAACUUCAAUCACUCCGCCAUCAACCACUGCACCAUCAACACCACCAACAACUUCAAGCACUUCAUCAACACCACCAACCACCACACCAAGCAAAACUCCAUCAACUUCAAGCACAACCCCAUCAAACACUCCACCUUCAACAACACCAACCACUAUACCCAGCACAACUUCAUCAAUAACUUCCAGCACAACACCACCAACAACUUCAAUCACUCCAUCAACACCACCAACAUCCCCAAUCACCACACCCAGCAAAACUCCAUCAACAACUUUCAGCACAACGCCAUCAACCAUUCCAACGUCAACCACUCCACCAUCAACACCUCCAACAACUUCAAGCACUUCACUAUCAACCACUGCACCAUCAACACCUCCAACAACUUCAAGCACUUCAUCAACACCACCAACCACCACACCCAGCAAAACUCCACCAACUUCAAGCACAACCCCAUCAAACACGCCACUAUCAACACCACCAACAACCUCACUCACUCCACAUACACCAUCAACCACGUCGAUCACUCCAUCAACAACUGCAACCACCACACCAAGCACAACCCCAUCAAACACUCCACUAUCAACAACACCAACAACCUCAAUCACUCCACAAACACCAUCAACAACUGCAACCACCACACCCAGCACAACUCCAUCAACAACUUCCAGCACAACCCCAUCAACCCAUCCACCCUCAACCACUCCACCAUCAACAACACCACCAACAACUUCAAUCACUUCACCAACAUCCCCAACCACCACAACUCCAUCAACCACUUCCAGCACAACCCCAUCAACCACUUCACCCUCAACCACUGCACCAUCAACACCACCAACAACUUCAAUCACUUCAUCAACACCACCAACCACCACACCCAACAAAACUCCACCAACUUCAAGCACAACCCCAUCAAACACUCCACCUUCAACACCACCAACAACCUCACUCACUCCACCAACAUCACCAACCACCAUACCCAGCACAACUUCAUCAACAACUUCCAGCACUACCCCACCAACAACUUCAAACACUCCACCUUCAACACCUCCAGCAACUUCAAGCACUUCAUCAACACCACCAACCACCACACCCAGCAAAACUCCACCAACUUCAAGCACAACCCCAUCAAACACGCCACUAUCAACACCACCAACAACCUCACUCACUCCACAUACACCAUCAACCACGUCGAUCACUCCAUCAACAACUGCAACCACCACACCAAACACAACCCCAUCAAAUACUCCACUAUCAACAACACCAACAACCUCAAUCACUCCACAAACACCAUCAACAACUGCAACCACCCCACCCAGCACAACUCCAUCAACAACUUCCAGCACAACCCCAUCAACCCAUCCACCCUCAACCACUCCACCAUCAACAACACCACCAACAACUUCAAUCACUUCACCAACACCACCAACAUCCCCAACCACCACAACUCCAUCAACCACUUCACCAUCAACCACUGCACCAUCAACACCACCAACAACUUCAAUCACUCCACCAUCAACCACUGCACCAUCAACACCACCAACAACUUCAAUCACUCCACCAUCAACCACUGCACCAUCAACACCACCAACAACUUCAAUCACUCCACCAUCAACCACUGCACCAUCAACACCACCAACCACUUCACCAAGCAAAACUACACCAACUUCCAGCACAACCCCAUCAACCCAUCCACCCUCAACCACUCCACCAUCAACACCACCACAAACAACUUCAAUCACUUCACCAACACCACCAACCACUUCACCAAGCAAAACUCCACCAACUUCCAGCACAACCCCAUCAACCCAUCCACCCUCAACCACUCCACCAUCAACACCACCACAAACAACUUCAAUCACUUCACCAACACCACCAAUAUCCCCAACCACCACAACCCCAUCAACCACUUCACCAUCAACCACUGCACCAUCAACACCACCAACAACUUCAAGCACUUCAUCAACACCACCAACCACCACACCCAGCAAAACUCCACCAACUUCAAGCACAACCCCAUCAAACACUCCACCUUCAACAACACCAACCACCAUACCCAGCACAACUUCAUCAAUAACUUCCAGCACAACACCACCAACAACUUCAAUCACUCCAUCAACACCACCAACAUCCCCAAUCACCACACCCAGCAACACUCCAUCAAAAACUUUCAGCACAACGCCAUCAACCAUUCCAACGUCAACCACUCCACCAUCAACACCUCCAGCAACUUCAAUCACUCCACCAUCAACCACUGCACGAUCAACACCACCAACAACUUCAAGCACUUCAUCAACACCACCAACCACCACACCCAGCAAAACUCCACCAACUUCAAGCACAACUCCAUUAAACACUCCACCUUCAACACCACCAACAACCUCACUCACUCCACCAACAUCACCAACCACCAAACCCAGCACAACUUCAUCAACAACUUCCAGCACUACCCCACCAACAACUUCAAGCACUCUACCAACACCACCAAUAACCUCAAUCACUCCACCGACAACUUCAAUCACUCCACCAUCAACCACUGCACCAUCAACACCACCAACAACUUCAAGCACUUCAUCAACACCAGCAACCACCACACCCAGCAAAACUCCACCAACUUCAAGCACAAGCCCAUCAAACACUCCACUAUCAACACCACCAACAACUUCAAUCACUCCACCAUCAACCACUGCACCAUCAACACCACCAACAACUUCAAGCACUUCAUCAACACCACCAACCACCACACCCAGCAAAACACCACCAACUUCAAGCACAACCCCAUCAAACACUCCACUAUCAACACCACCAACAACUUCAAUCACUCCACCAUCAACCACUGCACCAUCAACACCACCAACAACUUCAAGCACUUCAUCAACACCACCAACCACCACACCAAGCAAAACUCCAUCAACUUCAAGCACAACCCCAUCAAACACUCCACCUUCAACAACACCAACCACCAUACCCAGCACAACUUCAUCAAUAACUUCCAGCACAACACCACCAACAACUUCAAUCACUCCAUCAACACCACCAACAUCCCCAAUCACCACACCCAGCAAAACUCCAUCAACAACUUUCAGCACAACGCCAUCAACCAUUCCAACGUCAACCACUCCACCAUCAACACCUCCAGCAACUUCAAUCACUCCACCAUCAACCACUGCACGAUCAACACCACCAACAACUUCAAGCACUUCAUCAACACCACCAACCACCACACCCAGCAAAACUCCACCAACUUCAAGCACAACCCCAUCAAACACGCCACUAUCAACACCACCAACAACCUCAAUCACUCCACAAACACCAUCAACCACGUCGAUCACUCCAUCAACAACUGCAACCACCACACCCAGCACAACCCCAUCAAACACGCCACUAUCAACACCACCAACAACCUCAAUCACUCCACAAACACCAUCAACCACGUCGAUCACUCCAUCAACAACUGCAACCACCACACCCAGCACAACCCCAUCAAACACUCCACUAUCAACAACACCAACAACCUCAAUCACUCCACAAACACCAUCAACAACUGCAACCACCACACCCAGCACAACUCCAUCAACAACUUCCAGCACAACCCCAUCAACCCAUCCACCCUCAACCACUCCACCAUCAACAACACCACCAACAACUUCAAUCACUUCACCAACACCACCAACAUCCCCAACCACCACAACUCCAUCAACCACUUCCAGCACAACCCCAUCAACCACUUCACCCUCAACCACUGCACCAUCAACACCACCAACAACUUCAAGCACUUCACCAUCAACCACUGCACCAUCAACACCACCAACAACUUCAAUCACUUCAUCAACACCACCAACCACCACACCCAACAAAACUCCACCAACUUCAAGCACAACCCCAUCAAACACUCCACCUUCAACACCACCAACAACCUCACUCACUCCACCAACAUCACCAACCACCAUACCCAGCACAACUUCAUCAACAACUUCCAGCACUACCCCACCAACAACUUCAAGCACUCUACCAACACCACCAAUAACCUCAAUCACUCCACCGACAACUUCAAUCACUCCACCAUCAACCACUGCACCAUCAACCCCACCAACAACUUCAAGCACUCCACCAACACCACCAACAUCCCCAACCACCACACCCAGCAAAACUCCAUCAACAACUUUCAGCACAACGCCAUCAACCAUUCCAACGUCAACCACUCCACCAUCAACACCUCCAACAACUUCAAGCACUUUAUCAACACCACCAACCACCACACCCAGCAAAACUCCACCAACUUCAAGCACAACCCCAUCAAACACGCCAUUAUCAACACCACCAACAACCUCACUCACUCCACAUACACCAUCAACCACGUCGAUCACUCCAUCAACAACUGCAACCACCACACCAAACACAACCCCAUCAAAUACUCCACUAUCAACAACACCAGCAACCUCAAUCACUCCACAAACACCAUCAACAACUGCAACCACCACACCCAGCAAAACUCCACCAACUUCAAGCACAACCCCAUCAAACACUCCACAUUCAACACCACUAACAACCUCAAUCACUUCACCAACAUCACCAACCACCAAACCCAGCACAACUUCAUCAACAACUUCCAGCACUACCCCACCAACAACUUCAAGCACUCUACCAACACCACCAAUAACCUCAAUCACUCCACCGACAACUUCAAUCACUCCACCAUCAACCACUGCACCAUCAACACCACCAACAACUUCAAGCACUUCAUCAACACCACCAACCACCACACCCAGCAAAACUCCACCAACUUCAAGCACAACCCCAUCAAACACUCCACCUUCAACACCACCAACAACCUCACUCACUCCACCAACACUACCAACCACCAUACCCAGCACAACUUCAUCAACAACUUCCAGCACAACUCCAUCAACCACUCCAGUAUCAACACCAGCGACAACAAAUUCAGCUACAACAACCAAAAUGAUAGAGACACCAAAUACAACACCACCUACCACACAUAGCACGCCUCUAUCUUCCACCUGCUCGCCCCAUUGCGAGUGGUCAAGAUGGAUCUCAUCUGAUAACCCAAGGGUUGAUGUUGUUGGAGACAAUGAGACGUUUGCUCAUAUCCGGGAAGUAGAAGGAGAAAAUAUCAUCUGCUUUGAGCCCAGUGACAUC